Messenger RNA from Talaromyces proteolyticus, 791 nucleotides. RefSeq lists its product as uncharacterized. The transcript has a single exon. The record is from RefSeq and is a predicted model, not a curated record. Bases 140 to 493 code for a protein of 117 amino acids. NCBI's taxonomy places the organism in Eukaryota, Fungi, Ascomycota, Eurotiomycetes, Eurotiales, Trichocomaceae.
UCUAUAUAAGACUGUUGGAAAACCCCUCUAAUCCCUCUCCUCCCAAUCUGUAUCACCCAUCUCCUCAAGUUCCUUGAUCUCUGACCAGCAAGAACAAAACCAUUUCCAAAAAGCUCUCCUUAACCUUGCAAAAAUCAAAAUGAAGUUCUUCGCUGCUACCGUUGCCUUCUCCCUCCUCGGCGCCACCAUGGCUGCCCCCUCACCUCUCAACCGAAGACUCAAGGUUGACGGUGUGCUCGCUUGCCUCGACCCAGUUGUCGCCCUCGCAGUGAAUGAGCUCAAGUCCCUAGAGCAAACACAGAUCGAGAAGCUCAUUCACAAUAUCCUCAACGGCCAGGAGAUCAAGUCCGAACUCGAGUCUGUCGGCAACGUCACCCACGGCGUUACCGAACUGCUCUCCUGCCUUUCUGUUGGGCUCAGUGAUGUCGAUGCCCAGCUUGGCGACACGGUGAUUAGUCUUCUUGAGACCUUGCACCUUGUGCCGUCCGCAUAAGUUGGAGCGUGAUUGAAAGAUUAUCUAUAUCCUUAGAUUAUACGACACUCUUUUCGAAUUUCCUUGCCUCAAAUCCCCUGCAGGAGGAUUAUUUGGACAAUACCUUGCGAAACAAGCAGUCCUUUCAAAAAAACAGUUCUGGAUUUACAAACGAGGUGGGACUGAUGUUUCAUGUCUUGCUAAAAGAUCCUUUCUUCACAAGCCAAGACUACGGCUGAUUUUUCAUGUAUAUCUUGCUUCUAGAGGAUGUAAAUUAUUUAGAAUUAUAUUUAAUAUAAAGAUUGAUACCAACAUUUGA